Molecule: messenger RNA, 1163 nt
Organism: Olea europaea var. sylvestris
Lineage: Eukaryota; Viridiplantae; Streptophyta; Magnoliopsida; Lamiales; Oleaceae
Exons: 8
Coding region: 389-958 (189 amino acids)
Source: RefSeq, a predicted model, not a curated record
UGCACGUGCAUCAUAUGAGCUAAUGGUUACUGUUAUCAAUCCUCCGUUUCUUUCGCACGCGUAUAAUUGCCUUGUUCCACCCGUUAAAUUCCCAUACAAUUCCAUCACCAUCCCGACCAUUUACGAUCAUACCUUCUGUUAGCCGGAAUCGAGAAUUCCGGUGAAUUUCCAGCAUGCCUUUAGGCGAGUCCUUCGUGCUACCACUCAUUCCUCAACCGCCGGAAAAAUUCCCUUUCGGACUCAAAGAGGAGUCCGAUUUUGAUCAAAUCGUCUCUCCUGAUGGUCUUGUCUCCAUCUGCGGUUUCGGUUCUCUUCUCUCCGGUCCGUUAGAUCAGACCAAUUGAAGAGGAGCGCGAGGAGUACAUUUCCGUACUUGAUAAACUUCAGAAUGACGAAAUUGAGUGGCUUUCGGAGAGUUUUUGCUCAUGUUGCUCCGAUUUUCUUUGAGCAUGGCAUUGCUAAACCUGAAACCAAGGAGAUAUCAAGCUUGAGUGUGGAGCCAUGUGAAGGUGAAACCCUUGUAGUUACCACUUUUGAGAUUCAGAGAUCAGAGAUACCAGCCUUUAUUGAAAGGGAGCAUGAGUUCGAGUUUUUAGCAGUGAUACCAGAAACGUUUAAUGGGUUGUUUUAUACGACUCCAGCGGUAUUAUGCGCACGUUACAGUGAUAAAGAGUAUUUUGAAAACAAAUGCAAAGGAAGCAAAGAGAUUUUCUUUCAGCGGUAUGGACGAUAUGGCAUAGACAAGAUUUGGGCAGACAAUAUCUUACCUUGUCGAGUUUAUCUCAGGCACUGUGUCUUGGCAGCAAAGAACCUUGGUGAUCUGGCCUACAAUAACUUCUUGGAUCAUACUUUUCUUGGGGACCGUAAAACGACCAUUCGUGAGUACUUGGCUACUACCGGUUCGGGCAUAAUGGAAGAGGAGCCUCCUGAACUGCUAAAGUACCAUUAUGGCGGUUGACAAUAACUAGCUCUAGAGUAGCACUAUUUAUAUUUGGCACAACUCUAGGUUGAAUGGAGAAUGAAUGAGCAGAAAUGCAGAAAUCUCUUGUAAUAACAGUUAGCUUUGCUUAGAUAAAAUUCUAUAGGUAUCUAUCGUCAAUUUAUUUAACCCUGAUAGUUUCUGAAUGAGAGAUCAACCUGUGAUUUCAAGUUAUUCGUGAUCA